AUGCGAACAAUCUAGACAUGGAUUCUCCUUGUACCGAUCACUUCCCUUUCCUUUCUGUCACAGUUCGCAUCCGUUUACGUUGUCAUAUUUGAUCUCGUGUACACUGUUCAUUGAACGAGAACCGCGCCCUGUAUUUUCUGUACCCUCGUCAUUGCAGCCGAACCCUGAAAACUUGACUUGAUCAACAUGAAGUUCGGUCGCAAUCUUCCGCGAAAUGUCGUUCCGGAAUGGAGCUCUUCCUACAUCAAUUACAAAGCCCUGAAAAAGCUCAUCAAAUCUGCCGCAGAAGACCGAAAGGCUAGAAAAGACGCUGAUCUUGUGGGCUUUUUCUAUUCGCUUGAUCGAAAUCUGGAAGAUGUAGACCAUUUCUACAAUAAGAAGCUGUCAGACUUCACACGACGACUGAAGCUAUUGGAAGACCGUUUUGGCCAUUCCAUGGCCACUGGUCAGCGACUUGAUGCAGAAGAUGCUGGAGAUCUCAUGGCCGCCUUGCUGGAGCUGCGUGGCCAGCUCCGCAAGCUGCAGUGGUAUGGUGAGGUUAACCGCCGUGGUUUCAUCAAGAUCACCAAGAAAUUAGACAAAAAGGUUCCAGGUGCUGAGGCACAAAAGAGAUACCUCGCUAUGAAAGUGGACCCGUCUCCGUUUGCAACGAAUGCGCAGCUCACACAAGCACUCGGCACCAUCAAUGAAUGGCUAUCUAUCCUUGGUGACCGCACAAUUCCUGACGACGCCAGUUCUGUCAAGUCAGCCUUGUCGUUGAAGCGAGUCUCGUCCCGGCCUAUUCUGAAUCUGCCUCCAAGUUUACUCACAGCAGUCGACGAGGCGCUCCGAAAAGACGAUACUGAUGUACUGCUGGAGCUGCUUGAGACGCUGAAAAUUGCCGCUGACGAACAAGGCGAGCUUGUCUACACGUUGGUGCUGAAAAAUUUGCUACAACGUGCCAUUACUUGCCGAUCUAAAAACUCGAUACAAGUUCUACUAGGGAAGAUAGACUCCCUUGUAGAUGAAGACGAUAUUAAUAAGAGAAAUUGUAUUCAUCGGCUUGUUAUUUCAAUCGGCAGAAAUCAGUCUACCUCGGACUCUGAGCAACUUGCUAAUGGGGUUUUGGAGUUUCCAGUCGAGUCAAACUACAUUACACCUGCGGCUGCUCCCAGCUUACAACCCCCAAGAAAUGUGGUGAAGGAGGCACAUCAAACCCAGCUAUUGACAAAGGACAAUGAGGCUGUGAGCCUUCUACAAUAUCUUCUAGACCACCUACGGCCCCACCAACGUGGUGACCUUUUGGCAAAAGACAUUUCCGGCAGGACUCCUCUUCACUACGGAGCCCAAUACGGGUUCAGAAUUGUGUGUGAAAUCAUCAUCGACCACUUGCAACAAUGGGACUUGUUUGAUGUUUCCGAAGGUAUAGACUGCCCGAAAUGGCAAGACUAUGAAGGGUGGGCGCCUUUGCAUUUGAGUGUGGUCGGGGGACAUCCUUUGACGACUAAAGCUCUUUUACAAUCCGAAAAUUGGAAAGGUGGACUUACUGAGGAAAAGGCUGCCAUUAGGAAACAUGUGUCCAAGUCUAGCGCCGUCCUAGCGAUGGCAGUGAAGGAAAACUUCAUUGAUAUCGUUGAACUAUUGGUUGAGGCGGGAGUCGACAUCAAUUAUCAAGAUGAACAAGGCGAGACCGCUUUACAUGUUGCCGCUCGGUUUAACCAUGAUCAGUGCGCACGUAUCUUACUUGAUGGGUCCGCACACCAAAAGGCUGACACUGAGUUGGCUGAAUCUACAUAUUCGUGGACCCCCUUGUUCAUUGCUUGCGUGGACGGUUCUUUAGCCGUUACUGAAUUAUUGAUCAACGCAGAUGCUGAUUUGGAAAAGCCCGACUCAUCAGGUUGGACGGCGAAAGAACAUGCUGCGCUGCGAGGACAUCUUAAAAUUGCCAAACGGCUAGCAGAAGUCACCCCACAGCCGGAGCUCACCGAGCCUGAAGUGACUGUGCCGGUGCCAUCUACCUUGUCUAAUUCUUCUUCGCCUCCGUCAUCAUCUCUGGUAGAGCGCAAGUCCAACAACGCGAAUGGCAACCCAGGGAGUCCUGGGUUACGGGCUACUGAACCUCUUAAAUCUUUUGGACACAGGUACCUCACCGACGAGAGUAUGGUCCUUGUCAGUUUAGGUACCAUGGACACGAGAAAAACCGUGCCUGCUGUGAGUUUAGACCAGAUACCAAUUGCAAGUGCUCACUCCACACAACUUGAUACUGCACUUUCUAUUGUCGUAUCUGCCAGCGGCGCUCACGGAGAGCCGGAAAUUAUUGAUCUGCCAAUUCAAGACAGUAUCGCCACCGAACCCAUCACGUUCUACUCCAAAGAUCCUGCAAGUGUGAAGCUUCUGUUUGAUCUUGUCCCGACCUAUGCAGGCUCCACAAACCAAAUCGUGGGACGUGGAGUUGCACUUCUUUCUAGCAUUAGGACAAAUGUGGGUUCCAACCGUAUGAGUUUGCAAGGCGACUUGGCUAUACCAAUCAUUGCGGCCAACACCCUUGAAGUCAUUGGCACACUGACGUUUAACUUUUUGAUCAUUACUCCUUUUCGUCACCCAAAAAUGACGGUUAACAACCAAACGUAUUGGAAAACUGUCACCGCACCCAUGGUGAUAGGACAUCGAGGUCUUGGGAAAAACCUUGCAAGUCGCAAAUCUCUCCAGCUUGGCGAAAAUACUAUUCAAUCAUUCAUUGCUGCAGCGAAUUUGGGCGCGUCAUAUGUUGAGGUAAAUGUGCAACUUACCAAAGACCACGUUCCUGUUAUAUACCAUGACUUCCUUGUCAGUGAAACCGGGAUUGACGCUCCUGUUCACACUCUUACCUUGGAACAAUUCCUGCAUCUCAGCAAUUCCAGUGCAAAACAGUCCGAUCUCCCGUUUCGCGGAUUUGAGAAUGGAACAGGUCGCCCGCGUGCGAUGUCUGUUGGAGGUUUCGAGUACGACGCUUCUGACCUCAGUGAAAAGAUGAAGCACACGCGUGAUUUCAAGACGAAGGGUUUCAAGGGAAAUACACGUGGAAAUCACAUCCAAGCUCCAUUCGCUACUUUGGAGGAUCUCUUCAAGAAACUUCCAAACAAUGUUGGAUUUAAUAUUGAAAUGAAAUAUCCUUCACUGUACGAAAGUGAAGAAGAGGAAAUGGAUACCUAUGCCGUGGAGCUCAACUCCUUCGUCGACACAAUCCUCAAGCAAGUGUACGAGCUAGGUGAAGGCCGGAACAUGAUCUUCUCCAGCUUCAACCCGGACAUCUGCCUGCUUUUGUCCUUCAAACAGCCUUCAAUUCCGGUCCUCUUUUUGACCGAUGCCGGUAGCAGCCCUGUCGGCGACAUUCGUUCAACCAGUCUCCAAGAAGCGAUCCGCUUUGCGUCUCGAUGGAACCUCCUCGGUGUAGUCUCGACUGCUGAGCCAUUCGUUCUUUGUCCACGUUUGGUACGUGUCGUAAAAGAAUCCGGACUUGUCUGUGUAUCCUACGGAACAUUGAACAACGACCCUGAAAACGCCAAGCUCCAAGUCGCCAAAGGCAUCGACGCUGUCAUCGUCGACUCAGUUCUAGCGAUUCGAAAGGGUCUCACUGAAAGCCCCACCCCCAAGCCUUCACCGCUGGCUAUUGCGGAGAAAGUUACGGAAGGGCUGCAGUCCACGAUUGAUGUUAGUACAUUGAGCUAAUUAAUUGAUAUGUGGCUUCUGGUGUCAAGUGUCGGUGUCAAGUGUCAGUCUCAAGAACCAUCAGGCUAGUUUAGGGCUAUGGCUUGAAUAAAAGUUUGAAUUUAUUUUUAGUAAUAUACGGUUAAUCAUCUCGUACGGUUAACCUAACAAUGUAGAAUGUC
Molecule: messenger RNA, 3848 nt
Organism: Talaromyces proteolyticus
Lineage: Eukaryota; Fungi; Ascomycota; Eurotiomycetes; Eurotiales; Trichocomaceae
Product: putative glycerophosphocholine phosphodiesterase Gde1
Exons: 8
Coding region: 187-3687 (1166 amino acids)
Biological process (GO): glycerophospholipid catabolic process
Molecular function (GO): protein binding; glycerophosphocholine phosphodiesterase activity
Source: RefSeq, a predicted model, not a curated record